AUGGUCGGUUCCGGUUCUCACACUCCUUAUGAUAUAUCAAACUCUCCCUCUGAUGUAAAUGUCCAACCUGCAACACAACUAAAUUCCACCUUGGUGGAAGAUGACGAUGUGGAUAAUCAGCUGUUCGAAGAGGCUCAAAUCACUGACACUGGAUUCCGUUCUGCAUCAGCUUCCGACAAUUCAUGUGCGUAUUGUGGCAUAGAUUCUGCAAAGUGUGUCAUCAAAUGUAAUUCAUGUAAGAAAUGGUUUUGUAACACUAAAAACGGUACAAGUAGUUCUCACAUUAUUAAUCACUUAGUUUUAUCUCACCAUAACGUGGUUUCGUUACAUCCAGAAUCCGACUUAGGGGAUACCGUAUUGGAAUGUUAUAAUUGUGGACGCAAGAACGUGUUUUUGCUGGGAUUUGUUUCCGCUAAAAGUGAGGCUGUGGUUGUUUUACUUUGUAGAAUACCUUGUGCCCAGACGAAAAAUGCAAACUGGGAUACUGAUCAAUGGCAACCCUUAAUUGAAGAUAGACAACUUUUAUCAUGGGUCGCAGAACAACCUACUGAAGAGGAGAAAUUGAAGGCUCGCCUAAUCACGCCCAGCCAAAUUUCCAAAUUGGAGGCAAAAUGGAGAUCUAAUAAAGAUGCCACGAUUAACGAUAUUGACGCCCCUGAGGAACAAGAAGCAAUUCCACCUUUAUUAUUAAGAUAUCAAGACGCCUAUGAAUACCAAAGAUCUUACGGACCUUUAAUUAAAUUAGAGGCUGACUACGAUAAACAACUCAAGGAAUCUCAAGCUUUGGAACAUAUUUCUGUUUCGUGGUCCUUAGCUUUAAAUAACAGGCAUUUAGCAUCUUUCACUUUAUCUACUUUCGAAUCUAAUGAGUUAAAAGUUGCCAUCGGUGAUGAAAUGAUAUUAUGGUACUCUGGCAUGCAACAUCCUGACUGGGAAGGUCGUGGUUACAUUGUUCGCUUGCCAAAUAGCUUCCAGGAUACAUUCACGUUGGAGUUAAAACCAAGUAAAACUUCACCGCCAACGCACUUGACCACUGGUUUUACUGCUGAGUUCAUCUGGAAAGGUACUUCUUAUGACAGGAUGCAAGAUGCGUUGAAAAAAUUUGCCAUUGAUAAAAAAUCCAUUUCAGGUUAUUUGUACUAUAAAAUUUUAGGCCAUCAAGUGGUUGACAUUUCAUUUGACGUCCCAUUACCAAAGGAGUUCUCGAUUCUGAAUUUUGCUCAAUUAAACUCAUCUCAGUCCAACGCCGUUAGCCAUGUCUUGCAACGCCCAUUAUCUUUAAUUCAAGGCCCUCCAGGUACUGGUAAAACAGUUACUUCUGCAACGAUAGUAUAUCAUCUUUCCAAAAUACACAAGGAUAGGAUAUUGGUGUGCGCCCCAUCCAACGUUGCUGUGGAUCAUUUGGCGGCCAAAUUGCGUGACUUGGGUUUGAAAGUUGUUAGACUUACUGCAAAGAGUAGGGAAGACGUUGAAAGUUCAGUCUCCAACUUAGCUUUGCAUAAUUUGGUUGGCCGUGGUGCUAAAGGGGAAUUAAAAAACCUAUUAAAGCUAAAGGAUGAAGUUGGCGAAUUAUCCGCUUCUGAUACAAAACGAUUUGUCAAAUUAGUAAGGAAAACAGAGGCUGAAAUUCUAAAUAAGGCAGACGUUGUAUGUUGCACAUGUGUUGGUGCUGGUGAUAAGCGCUUAGACACUAAAUUCAGGACCGUGUUGAUUGAUGAAAGUACUCAAGCUUCUGAGCCGGAAUGUUUAAUCCCAAUUGUUAAAGGCGCCAAACAAGUUAUACUUGUUGGUGAUCACCAGCAAUUGGGCCCGGUCAUAUUAGAACGAAAGGCUGCAGACGCCGGUUUGAAACAGUCCCUUUUCGAGAGAUUAAUCUCUCUAGGUCACGUACCAAUUCGUUUGGAAGUUCAAUAUCGUAUGAACCCUUAUUUGAGUGAGUUCCCGAGUAACAUGUUUUAUGAAGGCAGCCUACAAAAUGGUGUAACGAUCGAGCAGCGUACCGUUCCCAAUAGUAAAUUUCCAUGGCCAAUUCGUGGUAUACCAAUGAUGUUCUGGGCCAAUUACGGUAGAGAGGAGAUUUCCGCUAACGGUACUUCCUUCUUGAACAGAAUCGAAGCCAUGAACUGUGAGCGAAUCAUUACUAAACUUUUCAGAGACGGUGUUAAGCCCGAGCAAAUUGGUGUUAUUACACCAUAUGAGGGACAAAGAGCUUAUAUUUUACAGUAUAUGCAAAUGAAUGGUUCCUUGGAUAAGGAUUUGUAUAUCAAGGUAGAAGUUGCUUCAGUUGACGCAUUCCAAGGUCGUGAAAAGGAUUACAUCAUCUUAUCGUGCGUCCGUGCCAAUGAACAACAGGCCAUAGGUUUCUUACGUGACCCUCGUCGUUUGAACGUGGGCCUAACCCGUGCCAAAUAUGGUCUAGUCAUUCUUGGUAAUCCUAGAUCUUUAGCAAGAAACACAUUAUGGAACCAUCUGUUAAUUCACUUUAGAGAAAAAGGAUGUUUAGUCGAAGGUACAUUGGAUAACUUACAGUUAUGCACUGUUCAAUUAGUUCGCCCUCAGCCAAGAAAGACUGAACGGCCAAUAAAUCCUCAAUUUAACGUAGAGUCUGAGAUGGGUGACUUUCCAAAAUUCCAGGAUUUCGAUGCACAAAGUAUGAUGUCAUUCAGCGGACAAAUUGGUAAUUUUAGUAAUGCUUUUGUUGAUAACACAGAGCUUUCUUCUUACAUUAAUAAUGAAUAUUGGAAUUUUGAAAACUUCAAAAGCGCUUUUUCUCAGAAGCAGAAUCGCAAUGAAAUAGACGACAGGAAUCUAUACCAGGAGGAGGCUUCUCAUUUGAACUCUAAUUUUGCGAGGGAGCUACAGAGAGAAGAACAAAAGCAUGAAUUGUCAAAAGACUUCAGCAAUUUAGGGAUAUAA
Molecule: messenger RNA, 2916 nt
Organism: Saccharomyces paradoxus
Lineage: Eukaryota; Fungi; Ascomycota; Saccharomycetes; Saccharomycetales; Saccharomycetaceae
Gene: NAM7
Product: ATP-dependent RNA helicase NAM7
Exons: 1
Coding region: 1-2916 (971 amino acids)
Biological process (GO): nuclear-transcribed mRNA catabolic process, nonsense-mediated decay
Cellular component (GO): cytoplasm
Molecular function (GO): RNA helicase activity; ATP binding; zinc ion binding
Source: RefSeq, a predicted model, not a curated record